Messenger RNA from Cinara cedri, 24339 nucleotides. The record is from the annotation of a GenBank genome assembly. Lineage: Eukaryota; Metazoa; Arthropoda; Insecta; Hemiptera; Aphididae.
CGCUGGACUCGGACGGGCCUGACGACAAUCGCUGGGCGACUGCCGCGGCCGACAAUAACCGCGCCACUUCCUCCGCUCGCCGUCACCGUGGGCGUCCGUUAAUAUUGUCAUUGUCGUUGUUGUUUUCGGUCAUGGCCAUUGUCGUGGACUGCGCGUACGGCCGUAGCAGAAGCGGCAGCAGCAGGCGGGUAGUGUUGGACCGGGUGCUGGGCAAGGGCGCGUUCAGCACGGUUUACAGGGCGCUGGUGGAACCGGACCGCAAGUACAUCGCGCUGAAAAUCGUCCAUUUCGGCGGAUGCGGCGACGGCGACGGCGACGACGACGACGACGACGUCUGGAAGACCGCCGCCACCGUCCAGGACUGUCUGAACGAAAUAAACAACCUCAAGGUCGGUAAUAAUAUCAAAAUAUUGCACCGGUGGCGUAGCUAUCACAGGACAAAGUGGGACAGUGCCCCGGGGCCGCGGAGCUCGGGGGGAGCCUCGGACGAUAUUCUGCAAAUUACUUCCUGAAAAUAAUUGCAAAUUUGAAUGUACUUAAUAACGAAUGUUUUAAAUCCUACGUGGUAAUUUCAGUCACAACCUGUAUUUGAUAAAUAUAAUAAUAAUGCAGAAUACGUAAUGAACGGUGUUCGCCAAACGGUAUAGUAUCCGUACCGAUAGUAUGGUAUAUUUGUAUGGCAUAGCAAAGUGUAAUGUACAUUGGAUUUCCUUUUACUUUGUUUAUUUAUCAUUUUGUGGUUUCAUGUUACCUAUACAAUGUUUACGUUUUGGCAUUAAAUAAAACAUUAUUACCUGCAGGUAUACUUCGAAUUUCCAUAGAGAUUAUAUGAAUUGUAGAGGGCCUAGUUUUUUAACUGUCCCGGGGCCCUUUCCCAUCUAGCCACGCCACUGUGUUGUACAUUUUUAUCGGUACGCAGGUAUGCCUGGGUACACGCGUUAGUAGCUAACACGUAGGUGCGUUAGAUAAAUAUUAUUGUCGUUGAGAGCGGUCGUAAAUACCGUAAUAAUAUUAUCAUGAUUCUGUGUAGCCGUACGGCAUUUGGAACACGACCGCCGAACCCAAACCGAACUCCUAUGGGCUAUAGAUAGGUACUCCGUUCUGGAGUUCGGUGCGAACCCAAACUAAAUCCAAUGUCCGACGACAAAUGUUCGGAUCCGUUAUUUUAUUUUUUUUUUUCACGCACGUUUCGCGGAAUAAUAUUAUUUCAGCGUUCCACGCUACGGUUUCGUUCGCUCGGUCGACAUUCUAUACAAAUUCGUAAUAAUUAUUAUUUUUAAAAAAAAUGUAAUACUUAUUAACGUUUUAGUUUCGAAUAACGGUUUACAGCGUACAUACACUAACUACUUUAUUUUAUUAUAAUUGCGUUUACGUUAAAACAAUAAGGAAUAACGAAUUAACAUGCGGAUGAAAUAAUGGAUCGGACCAAAACUCUAUUAUAGUACCCACUGGGAAUUAUCGGAACCUUUAAGACACCACGUUUAGAUUGAUAUUAAGGAGGUAAGCGAUACCGAUUUUGUUUACAUACGGCUCAAAAAUAACCGUAAAGUAGGUAUUAGGUAACGUCUUUCGAAACGAAUAAUAUUCGGAAAAUCGGACCAGUGUAAUGUAGCUCUUAAGAUUAGCGAUAACCGCCGUCUAAUUAAACGUUAAUUAAUUGCUGUAAACUAUUCACGGCAAGCAGUAGGUAGUUGUGUAGUGUUCCCGUUCAUUUUUUUAUUGAGAAUAAACCGUAACGCCCGAUCCUUUGUCUUACUUGUGGACUGUAUUGUUUACGGGGAAAUAUUUAUACUAAAUAUAAAUCGAGAUUACUCUUACAAAACACUUGGCGUUUCUAAAAACAGAGCGCUAUGUAUUUUAAGAAAACUGUGAAAUAAAUACGGCAAUUUUCAUUACUGUUUCGGUUUUAGUGACAUAAGUUAACAGCGGUACUGAUAAUAAUAUAAAAUAUCACGGCGGGGUUUUUUUUAACCAUUUGAAGGUAUACGCAGUACACCCGUGGUUUUUUUCAACAAAACGUUGAAGAGUACACGGCGUAUACGAAGCGUGCCCUAUGGGAACACCACUGACGACGGCAAGGAAGUAAAUUAAUAAUAAAUGCCGGGCGACAACGGUCCCGUCCACGGGUUUCAACUUUAGUUGAAUCGCGGAGAAAUACAAGGACAGACGUUUUUAUUUCAUUUUGUUUAAUCCGUGAACGCGUUCAAAUCCGUGCGGGACGACUAUUAUUAUCCUUAAUAAUAUCGCGUUAAACUGGACCGAUUUUCCGAAAUGUCGGAAUGUGUAGAAAUAUAUAUCACAGAUAUAUAAGUUUCGUCGCGUGACGUUUUUUGUUCGAAUAAUGUACAGUAUAAUGACAACAAAAAUAAUAAAAUAUUCGUCGUGUGGAAUCAUGUAAAGAUUAUAGAUAAUUCGUAUUCAGAAUAUGUAUUAUUCAAAUAAGUUUAAACAAAAUUAUUCAGAAUAUAUAAUACUAGCUGUCCCGACAAUGCUUUGCUAGAUUUUUGUAUUAUUAUUAUUUUUUAUAGCUGAAUUACCCGACAUAUUUUAAUAUUUUUUAAUACAUUGUAAUAGGUAAAUAUUAAAUAAACCAUAUCCGUCACAGGCUCGAGCAUUAUGUUCUCGAGCGGUUUUCAAUCUUGCAUCUUGUUGCUCGUUUGUUUCUGAAUCUCGUGUUAUCUUUUUAAUUCGUGUUUCAGACGUAGGACGACGAUCGCGCGUUUUUUCUGGGAGGCAUAACUGCACAGAAAUGGCGUUGAAAUUAAAUUAAAUUAAUUUAAAUUUUUUGAGCGUUGAUCAGUAAUCAAAAGUACAAUGAAAUUAACUAACAAUAUUUAGUAGAUACCAUAGGUACGUUGAAUUUUAGAAAUUUCAAUAGCUUCUCCGAAUAAACCUCCAAACCACGUGGCUUAUUUUGCAAAAAACGCCGUUAAAAUCGGCCCAGUAGUUUUUCAAUCUAUAAAGAACAUACAGACAGACAUUCCUUUUUAUAUGUAUAUAUAGAAGAUUACUAUCCUUGUCACUCACUAUUAACCUGAAUGUUCAGAUUUAAUAAUAGGUAUCCGCUGUUAGGUGCGUGUACAAGAGAGGGUUUUAGGGGUUCAAUUCAACCCCCCCCCCGAAAUUGCAUGAAAAUUAUGAUUAAAGUAGAUUUUUAAUAGAGUUUCAAAGUGGUUUCGGUCAAUGGGAAGGUAAAUACAAUUUUGGUGUUAUUUUAAUUUUAUUACAAGAUAUGUAGGACGUAGGUAUAUAUUAUUAAUUUAGUCAUUUCUAAUUUUUUGUGGUUUUCUAGCUUUUAGAAAAUUAUAGCUGAUACGGUUGUAGUCCGCUUGUAUAGUCCACAUCAUGAUCACAAUAAUGUAAAUUACGCGUUAUCAUUUAUCACUAAAACCAUAAUUAAAUAUAAUAUUUAGUAUUAGGUACCUAAAAGGCUAAAUAUGAAUGUUAUAAAAUAUUGACAUUUUUAAUGAAAAAUAAAUAAUAUUCCAAUUGAAAGUAUGUAAACUUCUUUGUUAUAAGGGUAUGAAAGCGUGUAUCCUUAAUCACCUCCCCCCAAUAUUUUUUUGUAAACGCAUCUGUACGCUGUGCUAUUAUACCUGUAUGUAGUUAGUUAAAUAAAUAAAAUAAAAUAUAUUCGAACAUUUCAAACAGUACCUAAUUGAAUACUUUUCGAAUAUUUUUCUUUUUCAGUUAAUUUAUUUCAGUUUCUUACUAACCGUUUUAAAAUUAACAUUGUACAGUAGCGAUUUUGAUAAAACAUCAAGGGGGGAGGGGUGAUUUUAAAUUUGUUGAGUCCUAUACUAUAUUGACAUAUAUUAAAUAAAGGAUACAAAUUUGUCUAUGAUCCUAUUAUAAAUUAUAUAUAACUUUCAUUUUAGAUUCUGAGUGGAGCAAAGAAGCUUAUAUUUUUACAUCUGUUUUAUCUGUGGACAACUUUUUUACCAGUGAUCUUGCUCCGAUGUAGCAACUUUUCCGAAAGAAAAUUUUUUGGGAAUGUACUUUAGGGAGGUUACUUUUCGAUUUUCUCCGAAGUUUUCUUAUCAAAUUUGAAAAAUCGAAAAAAACGGGAAAAUGUACGAAAUACUGGUCGUGUGUAAUUAAAAAACUUUAUUAAUUAUCAUUAAUAACUUAUCAGUAAUUCUAUAGGGACUUCUAGUUCUAAAAAAAAACAUGCAGGUAUACAUACAAAUAGACUUUAGAAAAUAACUAAAUAUGCAUUAAAAUAUGCUCUAAACAAUGUUUAUUUUUUUUUUAUUGCAAUUAUUUUCUAAAAACUUAAUUAUUAUUAUUAUUGGUAUUUAGGCAAAAAUUUUGUUUUGAGGUUAAUAAUUUGAGAGUUAUUAAUCUAAUUUAAUGGUUGUUUUUUAAUUAAUUUUUAAUUUGUUAACUAAACUAACUAUUUUAUGAUAAUUUAUUCGGCUAUGCUAUCCCACAUCAGUACCUAUGAAUGAACAAUGUAAAUCUAAAAAAAGCGUUUAUAAUACGUGCCAUACAAUAAGAUAAGAUAUGAGUGUAUGUUUCUUAUAUACCACUUAAGAGCUCAUAUACCGCCAAAAUAUGUUCUAAAAAUCAAAAACUGUAAAAUACGUAAAUAUAUACAAAAUAACAUUUAGGAUUUAGAUUUUUUACACAAUAAACUGCAUUUAUGUUUAACUCUGGUAUUUUUUUAAUCUUUCAAAAAUAAUAUGCAAAUACUAGAAGCCUUAACCCUAGUUAUCAGGCAUUAUGUGAAACUGCAAAGAACACGACGACGUUUUACCGUAUAAAAUUCGUGUAAAUGGCUCUAGUAGUUUUUCUGAAUUCGUUUGUAGAUUCCUAUUAUAUAAUUGCUACAGAAACUAUAUUGACCUUAAUAAUUGACCUAAGAUAAUUUCAUUUUCGUACCAAAAUCAUCUAUAAACCAAUUUUAUAAAAUAUUGUCAGAUUUAUACUGGUAAAUAUACAGUGGUAAAUUCAUAUUACUAAUAAUAAUAAUAAUCCCCCCCUAACAAUUUUCAUAAUUUAUAAACAUAGUGAAGAGCAUAAAUACUAUUGUGUUAAUGGGUAGGGUAAAAUUCUAAACCCAUCACAGACUUGACAAAAUAAUAAAUGGUGAAUAAAAUCCACCAAUGAUUAAGUUCGAUCAUAAGCGACUCAUUUUUUUUAACGUUUAAGAGUUGCUUGUUUUUCGUCGGUAACUAUUGUAUUGCGUUGUUAGUGUUUUUUUGAGUUUCAAUUUUUAAGAGAGACUACAAUGCUUAAACUAAAAAUUAAUAUAUCGAUUAAACUAUUCUGUCCUAAACUGAACGAAAAUUCGUAAUAUGUAAGUUUGUGCGUUUGUAAGACCGGGGCAAUGUGUUUUCGUAUACCUAGUAGUAACUUUACAGGUCUCGUUGGUCGUAUAAAUUUAAUUUUAGUGAUAAACUAUAAACAUGAGAAGUUGAGCAAAAUGUUUAUGGAACGAAAACUCAAGUUUGUAUGAUUAACGAGGCCAGAGUACUUUCUAUUGGAGUUACGAAAACACAAUUUUGUUCAAUAUUGUUCGUAUGAUUAUAUAGAUAGAGACGGCGGAUCCAAGUCCUCUUAAUUAUAAAUUAUUGAUCCAAAUUAUAAUUAUUAUCAUUAUUAGAUUAUGUUGUUUAAUAUAUUUAUAUUACAUAAUACCUAUUCAUAAUUAAUUCAAAUUUAUUAGGCAUUGUUUAGAAAAUAAAUGAUUUACAAUAAUACUUUUCUAAGAAUAAUAUAACUUUUGAUUUUUAAAAAAAUGUUUUUCGGGCAGAGUCAAUCUAAUGAUAAAAUGUUGUAAAAUUGCCCCACAUUAUUUCCACACCACUUGGCAUGCCUAGUGAUAUCAUAAAUAUGGGAAGAACUGUAGUAAAUAAAAUUCAUGAUUCAUGAACAAAUCGUAGAAUCUUAUGAUGCAGUUGUACCGAACCUGACAAAGAGAAUUUAAAAGUCUGAUUCAAAAAAGGCAAUUUUUAUUCAAUAAAUCGAGCUUUUUUUUGUAACGUGGCUAAAAUAUAUAAUUUCAAGAAUUAUUAAAUUACGGAAUAAACACUCAUUGUCCUCCUACCCUCUCUCCGAAAAUAAAUCCUGGUCGAUAUGGGACAAAAAGUGUGAUUAAAAAAAAAAAUAAUAAUCCAUCGUUUGUUUAGUGCGAUAAAUUUAUGAUACUCAGAAGUCGGAAUACAAUAUUAUCGACGUGAUUUGUAAUUGACAUUUGAUUAUCAAUACGAUAUUCACAUAAUAUUACGAUUGCGUCAUUUUAUAACGAUUUUCUUAUGUACCUAGUGCGUUUGAGUUUGAAUUCUCACAAGUGUUCGGCGAUAACUCAGUUAUUAUUACAUGUUGGUACACCACGAACAAACAUACCGUUCUAAAAACACACGUUUUUAACAGCUAGGUGCGUUGAUGUUUUGUCAACAACAGUCUUUCAAGUGUAAUUAAUAAUAUUUCAGAUUUCAGUACAAUAUAGGCGUGUGGUAUUAAUAUGCUGGUUGGCAGGUACGUAUUGUUGUUAGAAAAUAAAAAUAUGUUGCCUAUAAAUAAGAAGAGGACACGACACAGGUCGCAUUUACUAUCUAGGUCCGUCCAACGGGCACGACACAGCAAAAUUACGUGAAUAAUAUUAUUAACUAUUUUGGCGGGCAGUCAGGUUGAAAUAAUUAUUGUUAAAACACAAUGUAAUCAACAAAAUUCAAAUAGAUUUAAAAAUUUUAAAUAACCAUGUAUAUUUUUGUUUUGUUUUUUAAUAACUGCAAUUUUUUUUUUGAUAAUUGUUUGGACAAAAACUGCGUCCUUUUUAAAUUUUGUUAUUUAUGUUCAAACUCUAAUUUUUACCUAAAUUUCUGUCUCGGUCUACUGUUGCGAGUAUGAGAUGCUCUUAAUAACAAGAAAUUAAAUUAAAUUAUUUUUAUUGUUGCGUUUAGAUUGAAAUAAUUAUAGAGUUUAAACAAGAAUAAUACAAUUUUAAAAGGUGCAUUUUUCGAAAGAACUAUGCAAUGUAUAUGUUGCUUUUUUUCUAAAAUUACGCGAAAACAAAAACUUAGGAACUUUUGUUUGAUGAUAUUUCAGAAAAAAAUUCAGCGUAAUGCCUUCGACAAUAUUAUUCACUUUAAAUUGUGUUACCCGUAUUUAAACUCUUCCUAAUAAAUGUCCACCAAUAAGCGCCAAAAUGUUAAUCGUGUCCUCUUAAACCAAGAGUUAUUAUUAUAUUGUAGUUAUGAGAUUCGCAGUUACUUGCUGUCAUCGAUAAAGAGAUCUGUUUUUUUUGUCAUCGUCGGACUUUUUGUUUCACUCAUUUUCCAUAACAUAUUUUUUUCGGACCUUGUUCUCCUGCAUUGCACUUUUCCGACUUGUAAAAAUGUCUCGUUUUAUUAUGAUGUUUACUUGAUGUAAUUUUCGUUUCUGUGUACAACAUUUAUAUCAGAAUAUUAGAUAUUUUGUUCUAAUCAAAAAACGACAAGAGAGUUUAUUCGUAACACUUAUUUGGAUCUAGUGGGUGAAUUGGGGUGGUCAUAUUUUGGUCUUCUUGAUAAUCGGGAAAAAUCUAGCAAAACGUAGGAAAAACGUUAAGGUUUUCGGCAUUAACGGUUUCAUUAAUUUUAGAAUUGAUUUUUUUUUUUUUAUAUAAUUCAGUUAAAAAUAAUCGAAGAGUCCCAAUAUUUUCACAGAAUAUCUAUAUUAGCCAUUUUUAAACGAAAUAAAACCUUCAAUAAUCCUGAUUUUUGUGUUCUAUGGGCAUUUAACAUUUUCGAGGUUUUUUCAUUCAAACAGAACGCUGCGUACAGAUUUAAAUUAACUUAAUGUAUCUGACCAGUGGCAUAGCCAGAAUUUUGAAAUGGAGGGUGGGCAAAGCCGAAUAUAUUUAAAAAUAUACUCAACGGUUAACAAUCAUAUUGUUUUAUAACUUUAAAAAUUUAAAUAAAUAUUAAAAAAAAUGGACAGACAUACUUCGAACGUGGGUGCAGCUACUGUUGUUGGUAAGACGUUGAGAAGAUAGGAUACAGACGGGAAUUUAAUGUAUAUCUGUAAGCAACGAUAAACCAUUGCUAACGAAAAAACGAUUCUGAGCGGAGUUCAGUUGAUAGUGUUUCUGUCAACAAUAUAUAUGUCAUAUUAUGGUUAAAUUAUCACAACAAUUUGCGUUUCUAUGAUAACAAUAAUCGUUUAAAAAGAUUUAUUAAAAUAAUAAAAACUUAAUAACAAAAAAUAAAUAAAACCGGUUGCCAAUGGCAAACUUAUUUUUAAUAUUUCUAUUUUUUUUUUAACCUAAAGAACCAGGUUUUCCUCAUUAUCUCAAAUAUCAAUGAGAAUUUCAAAAAAUGAUUUCUCUAAAGUACCACCCAGAGAACAUUUUCUUCCAGAAAAGGAGCUAUACUUGAUAAUCGGUGUAUGCUUUCUGGUAGAAAAAACGUUCACAUAAGGGAAAAAAUAAUUAUCAUUGUAAAACCAAUACAUUCCUCACUGCACUCAAAAUCUAAAAUAUAUUAUUUACAAAAUAAAACUGACUGUCUGAUAAGUUCUUCAUUCUGACUAGUCUAUUCCAUGAGAANGAAUUCAUUUAAAUUCCCUGCACAUAACCACCAGAGUUUAUGAAGAGUUAUACAACGUGCUUAAAUGAUCAACUAUUAUUGUGCGAGAUAUACAUUGCAACAGCUUGGUCAUCUAUGUUUAAUCAAUUUUAAUCAUGUAUAAUAUAUUAUGAAUUAAUAUUACUAUUAAUUUUACAAAAUUAAGUUUUAAAUUAAAAAAAAAAUAAUAAACAUCUGUCUAAAACCAAUAAAUAUUUUAUUUUAUUAAUAUUAAUUUUGACCAAUAUAACAAUAACAAACGUUAAUGUGAUUUUGAAGAAAACACUUGUAUAACUCCUGUGAUUUUUUCUGAUUUGUUUAUCUGUGUCAUAGCUAACGAAUUAAUUGUCUUUUCAUUCAUAAUUGAUCGUAAAUAAUUCUUCAAUCAUUUUAGAAUAAAAAAUAUGCGUUUUGGUAUGGUUGAUGUUAUCGGUAAUGUUGCAAAUAAUUGAAGUAACAAUUUCACAUUAGGUAAUUUGGAUAAAAACUGAUUAAAAUAAAUUUUCUUUCAAAUAAAUUAAUAAGUUUGAAGAGCAUUAAUGAGUAGCAUAUUUUCAAACGCAUUAAUCAACUCUAUAGGUUUGUUCGUAAAUGUGUUGGUACGGUCAAUAUGGGGGGAGGCAUGGCCCACUAACCCCCUAUGGCUUCGCCACUGUAUCCGACCUUUUUUAUUUCCCGCUUUCAACAUAUUAAAUCUUAUUUAUUGAAUAACAAUCGUCACACAAUUGUAUAAAAUGUUAACGAAAUCGUUGAAAUCUGAAAUCAUUUUUUUUUUUUACGUUUUUGCUGUUUAUAUUUACGAUAAAUAUCGUAUGGUUGUAGUAAUAUUAUUAUAAUAUCCUAAACACUUAUAUGCGUCGAACAUUAUUUUGUCUAGACUCUUGAGUAACAGACUAAAUACUAUUCUUAUCGUAAUUUCAAUAAUUUAUAGUGUAUUGGUAUAUAGGUACAGUUCAAUAAACCCGAUGAGAUAUGAAGUCGAAUGGAUUUUUUUUCUCAAGUUUAGACGUUUUUUUAUUUUUUACGACUUAGAUUUAUACAAUCGGUUUAGAUUAAACCGAAAAAUUUAAUAUUCUUCUGUGUAAUUCUUUUACACAGAAGAAUAUUAAAUUCUCCUUCUUUUUUUCUACGAACAAAUUUUUUUUCCAGCAAUUUUGCUCCGAUUUACAAUGAUAACCCUUUUUCUGAAAAGAAAUCCGACUGGGAAAGUACUUUAAGGAGGUCAUUUUUCGAUCUCCCUAAGAGUUUUUCCAGCAAAUGUGAAAAACCGGGAAAAACAUGGGAAAAACUGGAAAAUCGGUAAAAUAUUAAACAAAUAUUAUUUAAAAAACUGUACAAUGCUUAUUUAAUUAUUUUACCAUAAUAUGAUAUAUAUAUUAUUGACAAGUCAUCACUAUCAACUGAAUUCCGCUCAGAAUCGUUUUUAGAAAGCAAUGGUUUAUCGUUACUUAUGAUACAAUUAAUUUAUUCUCUAUAUCCUACCUUCCCUUCUUCUCACCAACAACAGUAGUUGCACCUGUCCCCAUUAUCCUAUUUUAUAGUUAUAUUUUCAACAAGUACUCAUAAUAUGUACAUUAAUUUUCAUCACACUGUCACCACCCACCAACAAAAAAAUUGGCCGGACAGUCUCCCGACCUGUACACCGAAUUCGGCGCUACUGACCAUCAUAAUACUUCAGGCGUAUACGUGUUAACGGGUUUUCCGAUUUGUGGAAGUAAAUUUGUUUUUUAUUUGGUUUUAUAGGUAUGUGAAUUAAAUUGUUUUGGUCGGCAAAUGUUCAUUCUCGAAAUUUGACACACAAGGUAUUACAAGUUCUACUUAAAAUGAUACAAAAAAAUAAAGUUUUUCGUAUUUAGAUUGACCAUUCAAAGUUAAAAUUUUGAUGGAAAAUCAUAAAAACCACGGACUUUCGUGUCGGAGAGAGAGUAUCUGUAAGGAGGCCAUAUGAAGUUUCAUAUUUCUGAUCUGUUUCCGAGCAUGUUUUUAUCAUAAAAUAUCAAUGAGUCCUUACUACAAAAACAAUUGAAUUGAACUAAAGACGCCCUUGUUUUGCGUACUCUUUUCCAAUUUUUGUGGGUGGAAAUUUGGUGGAGAAUUUAUGUGGAUUAAGAAAAUAAAAUACGGGAAGUAUGUGCUUAAUAUAAUUUUGAAUUUUCAAAUUUACGUUUUUAUCAAUACUUGUACAUUUAACCGAACUUCGCUUAUAAUCGUAUUUCUUUUCCACUAUUGACACAGUGCGAAGUGUAAUAUGUCUCCUGUCAUUUUUUUUUUUUUUUUUUUAUAGACAAUAUAUGAGCUGUAGGUUGAAUGAUUGAGUUAUAUUUGUAGAUAACUAAAGCUAUACUAUUGUGAAAUACUGAAAUCAUAAUAUUAAACGUGUAGUUAUUAUAGCGUAUUAAAUAUUAAUACUUAUCGAUUAACCCUCUUCACUUUGUUGAACUCGUUAUAAUAUUAUGUAUUUAUUUUAGAGUCUUUACAUGUCAAUACUCUGAGAUAGGAAUAUUGUAAUUUAAAAUAAUAUAUAAUAUUACAGUACUAUACAGAUCACGGUUUUCCUAGUAAUCAGCGUUAUAAUAAAGACUAAUAAUAUGUUAUGCGGUUUUGUUAUCUGAAUCGUAUAAAACAUACAAAACGAAAUGGAUACAACUUUGUGUCUAAAGGUGUAUAAUGUUAUGAUGAUGCACAACAACAAAGACGAGAAAACAUAAUAAAAUAAAUAAUUAUUAUACAAUAUUAUAAUGUUCCUACACCGAUAUCCUCUUGACCUCGUUUAGUAAACUUCAAUAUUUACUCUUGUAUUAGUAUUGUACAGAUUUCGAACGAUACUAUUGUGUAUAUAGAUAAUUCAAUACUCAGUUUAAAUAAUUGAAACCAGUGAAGUUCGGUUAAACAGUUUUUAAGAAAUUUAAAAAUGUAUAUUGAUUUGUGAUUUCAAAACAAAUUGCAGUUGGAAGUAUUUUUAACAAAUUUAAUCAUAAUAUAUUUGAAUUUGAGAUGCUAAUAAAAAAAAAAAACAAUUAUACUUGUGUUCACAUUAAAUAAAAUAAAUUUGAACAUUUUAAAUAGAUAUAAAUAAUUCAAAAAAACCGGAAUGUUUGGGAAAUUGUAAAAUGUCUGUACUCUGGAAAGUGCAGUUAAUUCAUAAGUUCGUUACGAGUCAUAGUUAAUAUUUUGUUAGAGAAUCAUUUUAGUAGUUUAAAAAGAUUUGAAUACGUUUCCUAUUUGGUUGUAUAUAAAAUUAAACUAAAUUAAAAUAACAAUGUUUUAAUAUACAUGUUUAAUAAUAUGUUUUAUAAACAUCUAAAACGAAAGCGACAUAUAACAUUGAAGCGAAAUUUCAAGAAUUCAAUUAAAUUAAAGUCACCGUCACUGACAUAAACUUUUCAUUACUUUUAAACCUAUUAAAUUUCACGCUUCUCUCAUAAUCUUAAACUAAUAAUGUAAUUAUGUCUAUGUUUAUAUUUUGAGCGUAGUGGGGGUUUCAUAUGAUGUGUUUUAGAUUCUGAGCGGAGCGAGCAAUGUAUUGGUUUUACAAAUAUGUUUAUUUUAAAUUUUCUUUACUGUGUACAAAAAUUUUAUCAGAAAUAUUGCCCCGAAGUAUAAAGUAUAGCACUUUUUCUAAAAGAGAAUUUUUCUGGGGUGGUGCUUUAAACAGGUCAUUUUUUUUUUUUUUGAUUUCCCUAGGGGUUUUUAUAUUAAAUGGGAAAAAACGUAGGAAAACGUACAAUUCCACGAUUUCAUUAUUUUAUAAAAACACGGACGACGUUUUCUACCAGAAAAAAUGGUUUAAUCGAAAAAUCCCAAGUUAAAAUUUUUUUUUUCUUUUUCAUUCACUUUCUAACGGUAUGAUUGCCAAAUAUUUUGAGCCACAUUUGAGCUUUUAAGGAAUUUUAAUUUUUGGGAGGUUUUUUGCUGUAAUUUGAUUAUAAAUACACGUAGAGACUUAAAACAUGGUCAUAAUACUUAUAUUUGACUUACUUAGAGUUGGCAAAAUUUCUAAAAUCAUCAGACGACUUUUUUUUUUAAUAAGCAUUUUGAAAUCAAUUUUAAACAAAAAUCGCAAAAAAAAAUUACGGCACUUCAAAUUAUGUAUUAGCAAACUGUGCUCAGAAUCGUCUUUCGUCAAGCAAUGGUUUAUCAUUGCUUACAAAUAUAAAUGAAAAAACCUUAUAUAUCCAACCUUCUCAACUUAUCAUCUACAAAAGUGGCCGCUCCCGUCCACAGUAUCAGCUCUUUUUUAAAUUACUUAUGUCACUUUAAAUUAUCGUAGUGGUUGUGCAUUUGCAGAAAUAUUUUUUCGAGAAAAUUGAUUGCUAUGUCCAAUAUAUAAAUGUAUGGGUAAGGUAACAUUAUUUUAUACAGGGUGAUUGUUUUUAUCAUGAACUGGUAAUUAUAUCGGAAGAUUUUAAGUGAAUUUCAUUUCUACUAUUUUUAAUCUUCGUAGAAUCGUUUAAGCUUUAUUUUAAAAUCUUUUUUUAAUUUUUACCCUUUCUUUAUAUAUCUUCAAUAAGAAUAUACUUUUGGUUUUUAAAUAGGAACCCCAUUUUUGAACACAAAUUGGAAUAGAGUAUAUUUUUCUAAAAAUUUUGAUAUGUGUUAUACUAAUAUCAGAUUUACAGUUACAACUGUUUAAAGUUUAGACCGGAGGAGUACGGAAGAGUUAUCAAUUAAUUUUUAUCAUUUAAAAGUAGAUAUAAAAUGUAUAGAGUAGAGGUAAAAAAUUAAUAAUUAUUUUAAAAUAAAACAUAAACGAUUCCACAAAGAUUAAAAAAAAUAUAAAUCAAAUUCACUAAAAUUAGUGCAUUUGAAAAUAAUUGUAUAAUUAUAGGUACCUACUUUAAAAAAUAAAAUGUUUGACAAUCUAGGUGAAUUUAUAUUUAUUCUUUUUGUUUGGUAAUAUGCAAUACUAUAAUAUUAUAUAUAAUAUUAUAAGGAUCUACUCUCAAAAAAAUAAAAUUUAUUUAUAUCAAUAAAAUACUUAUAUUUGACUUACCUAGACUUGGUAAAAUUUCCAAAAUCAUCAGACGACGUUUUUUUUUUAAUAAGCGUUUUGAAAUUAAAUUUAAACGAAAAUCGCAAAAAAAAAACUAUGGCAUUUCAAAUUAUGUAUUAGCGAACUGUGCUCAGAAUCGUCUUUCGUCAAGUAAUGGUUUAUCAUUAAUUACAGAUAUAAAUGAAAUAACCUUAUGUUUCCUACCUUCCCAACUUCUCCCUUACAACAGUGUCCGCUCCCAUCCUAAGUAUCAGUUCUUUUUUUUCGUUUUAAGUUGAAUUACUAAUGAAUCACUUGUUAAAUUUCCAUGCAUAUCUAUUUAAUCAAUCAAUUUUAUCCACAUAGUAUUGACCAAAAAAAAACUAGAAAAUAUAAUAAUAAAACAAAAUUGAAAAUAAUGAAAUCAUUAUGUCCGUAUACUGUCUCGAUCCUUCUACGUUUUUUUUCCCAGUUUUCCUUAAUUAUAUAAAAAAAUUACACGGAAAAUCAAUAAACAAAUUGCUUACUUACCAACUAGACCUAAAGAACUAUAAAAAUGUUCUUUUGUCGUUUUUUUUUUGAACAUGAUUUCUGAAACAAGAAAUAAAAUAAACAAACAUCAUAGUUAAACCAAUACAUUAUUCACUCCGCCCAGAAUUUAAAAUUAAAACAUAUUUUCAUAUUAUUAUUUACAAUGUUUGUUUUGUUUAAUCUGUAAUUAGAAACUGAAUCAUCCUAAUAUCAUUCGAUGUUUGUGGUGGGAUUUUGCGGACACUGAAUUAAAAAUCGGCUUGGAACUGGCCACCGGUGGCGAUCUGAGACGGAUCAUCCGCGAGCACUAUGAUAAGUUUUGUCUGGUCCGAGAACCGAUCGUCUGGUCUUGCACUGUCCAGCUGUCUAGUGCGCUUUAUCAUAUGCAAAAAUCGCGAAUCAUGCACAGAGGUACCACAAUUAUAAUUAUAUCACAAUUAUUGUGUUAUAACAUUUUUAUUUUUCCCAUAUUAUUUUAUGAUCAAAAUAAGACAAUUACGGUACAAUUACGAUUGGACGGUUGAGCUGGGCAGUUAAAAUAUUACUAAUAAAGCGGUUUAGUCGAAAGUAAGGAUACAAAGGUAUACAGGACAGAAACCUCUCCCACUUAGCAUUGAUAAAUAUUUUAAAAAUAGUACUUACCUGUACUAAUUUUGUUUAGUGUAAAUGUUGCACGUUGUCACGAGAUAACUGGCAGUAUUAUAUUAUAAGUAUUACUAAAUUUAGAAUAUAAUUGUAUUAACGAUCAAUCUAAUGUGAUAAUUUAAUUUUGUAUUAUUGGUAUAAAUUAGGAAAGCCCACUCUGUAAGCAUGCGAAGUUCUCAGCUUUAAAACUUAUUUUAAACAUUAUAUAUUUUUAUAAUUAUAUACACAAUUUCGAAUGACCUUCAAAACCUUAAUAUUAUAGUAUAUUAUGUUUAUAUUUAUAAAAUAAAAUAAUUAAAUAUCUUACUUUGUAAUUAGUUGAGAGGACAUUUUUAAAAUUCUUUAAGCAUUUAUAUUUUGGCAUCUAUGUUGAUAUGAGGAAUGUUUUGGUUUUACCAUGAAGUGCGCUUUUUUUUUCCUGUUUGUAACAUUUCUACCAUAAAUCUUGCUCCAAUCAAAAGAUGACAGAAGAGUUAUUAUAUGGAAUUUAUAGUUGGUACAAUGAGGUGGUUAUUCUUUUUAUUUUAUUUUUCUUAAAAACUGGGACAAAACGAAAAAAAUGGAAAAGUUUACGAAACUGUUGGGUUUUAUUAUUUAUGAUUUUGUUUUUUUAGAUUCGGAGACUAGUAAGGAAUGUAUUGGUUUUACGAUGAUGUGUGUUUUUACAUUUUUUUAUAUUUUUUUUGUGUGCGUGUGAGAAACUUUUCUACCAGAAAUCUUGCUCUGAUUUGUUAAGUGUAACACCUUUUUUGAAAGAAAAUUUUAGUUAGUGACUUGGUGCAAGGUUAUUUUUUGAUUUUUCGAGGGGUUUUCAUAAUAAUCGGGAAAAACAGAAUAAAAAAAGGUGGACAUUGCUUCAAAAUGGGCAAAACAUUUUUUUUUUUUUCAAUACCUUAAAAAUAUGUACAAAUUUUGAAUUUCGUAAUUAAGUGUUUUUGGACCAACCUAAUAUAUAUGUAUAUGUAAGUUAAUUAUUUAUUAAUUGUAUUAUAUAUAUAUUCAAAUAUGUAUACUUAUUUAAAUUAAAUCAUUUCCGACAGGCACAGACAAAAUAUUCUUUGGUUGAAUCUUCGUGUCCUGUCGUGCCGUGCUUUUUACGGAUAAUUAUGUACAGCAGCGUAUUUUCAAAUUGUUUGUAGGGGGGGGAUUGGUUAUAAUUUUUCUAAAAAGUGAUUUUUUUAUCAUGAACUAACAUUAUCUCGGAAAUUUAAGGGAAUUUGAUUUAUAUUUUUUUUAAUCUUUGUAGAAUCGUUUAAGUUUUAUUUUAAAAUAAUUUUUAAUUUUUUACCUCUGUUCCAUAAAUAUUAUAUCUACUUUUAAAUGAUAAUUGAUAACUCUUCCUUACUCCUCCAGUCUAAACUUUAAACAGUUUGAACUCAUAAACUGUAAAUCAGAUAUUAGUGUUACACAUAUUACCAUUUCUAGAAAAAAAUAUUCUACUCCAAUCCGUGUUCAAAAAUGGGGUUUCUAUUUAAAAACCAAAAGUAUAUAAUUAUAUAAGAUAUAAGAAGAAAAGGUAAAAAUUAAAAACGAUUUUAAUAUAAAGUUUAAACGGUUCUACGAAGAUUAAAAAUAAUAGAAAUCAAAUUCACUUAAAAUCUUCAGAGAUAAUUACAGGUUCAUGAUAAAAAAAUCACUCUGUAUAAAUUAAUGUUCUCUUUCUCUAUACUUUCGUAGCAAGUCAUUUAUGACUUUUAAAUCAUAUUAUUUUUUUUUGAGGGUGGUUGUGACCCGGGACCUCCCCCCGAAAAUACUCCACUGGAUGUGUAUUACUGUAAAGAAUUAAAUAAUAGAAUGUUUUGUCUGGCCGUGCCUUGUCGUAAAAGUUUAAUUUCGGCUUUAUAGUAAAACCAUUAUAGUCCUUGAAGUGCUCUACAGAAUCUAAAAAAAAUUAUGGUGCUGAGCUCGCAACAAAAAGUAUUGUGCUGGGCUGUUAGAUUUUUGAAUUUUCAUGGGCCGUUCUGAUACAAGUCCGCCACUGAAAAAAUGUUCAUUAUACACACUAUACACAUUUACAGAAUGAUCAAUCAUCGAUAAGAUACUUAUCUCAGAAAGUAUUAACGUUUUUAGGAAUUUAUUUGUGAGGUAUGAGAAGAGUAGUAAAACGCAAUUCAAACGCCACACGCCAUUUUGCCACACAAAUGAUGCUCCACUAUUUGUCUACUAUUCAAACUUAUAGUCGAAUAUCCCGAAUUUGAAUGAAAACUUUAUAUAUUUAUCGAAUUUUUAAAUAUAAGUUGCUAUUUGAAAAGAAAAAGUGGUUUCACCCUCGAAUUUAAAAAUGACAAAAAAAAUAAUGGAAAUGUAAUAUUUUAGAGCUUUAGAGAUAUUUGUUUCUUAAGUUAUCAAAAACAAAAAUCCAAAAAAAGUUAGUAUUUUCCCGAAAUAAUGAGUGUCUUAUCGUAGAUUGAUCAUUCUUUAUAUGCGAAUACAUUUGUUAUAGUUUUUAAUUACUACGUGAAAUUUUAGAUUAAAAUUUCAUAUUAUAUCCUAUAAUAAAUUAUUAAUUUAUAAAUAAAUCAUCUGUUGCAUCUUUUUGUCGCUAACCAAGAAAUAACCAAAAUUAAGCUAUACCAAAAAAGAUCUAGAGGAUAAACUGCUGAAAAAAUCGAUAAAUGUUUCAUAAAAAGUACCACUGGAACAGAAGUUCUGCAUCUUUUAAAGUAGUGCGUGAAAAGGUUGGAGCAUUUGCCUAACUAAAAGAGUAUUUUCAACAAAAACUAUACAAGGAGUUAUUUAUUUGAAAAAGUACUAGGAAUUUCAAACAAAAUUUCUCAUAAAAUAGGUACCAUCAGUUGAGAAAUCUGCAACUUUUAAGAUAUGCCACGCAAUAAUCUGAAUAUUUUAAUUAGCUGUAAAAUUGUUUAUCGAGAAAAGAAAACACAUUUUUGUAAAACUUACAAGGCUCUUUGUAUUGUUUUUUUUUGUUAUGCCCCGAAUUUAAAAUGUACCUUUUUUAAAACCCAGUACUUGAUAAUACCUGUAAUACUGAUAAUAUUUGUAAUACUUGAUUAGUAUUAUAUACAUGAUAUUAUAAUAACUAGUAGGUAUGCUUGUCCAUGUCUUUAAAUUUAUAAUAUUUUUUAAUAUGAUGUAUGCCUUAUGAUUUUAAUAUACACAAUAAUUAAAGGGUUUUACGAGAAAAUAAAAAAUGAUUUGAAACAGUAAUUCAAUGUAUUUUUAUUGCCUUCAUAAUAUAGACAUUAAACCGGCUAACAUUUUCGUGUACGGAUUGGAAGAAUCGAACCAGAAGCCGUACGAACGAUGGAAAAGAAUGAAAAUUAAACUGGGCGAUUUCGGGUUCAGUAAAGAAAUGUCUAACACGAAGGACCUGACGUGUCGGUCCGUGUUGGGUUCUCCACUGUAUAUGAGCCCCGAGAGAAUGUUACACCAAAAAUAUUACUUCGAUAGUGACAUAUGGUCAAUGGCUUGUGUCAUAUAUGAGGUAAGAAGUCUGUCUUGUAUUGAUAUUUUAUUAUUAUAUUAAAAUUAGUAAAAACUGUCCGAAAAUCUAUAUAAGGACCAAUUAAACGUAUUUCGUUUUAGACGAUAGUUGAUACUGGAAAAAAAGUUCAGAUAUCGUUGUAAUUUACUUUAUAAUAAUUAGGUGAAAUAAACCACUAUGUAGUGCUCAGAAAGUGAUAUGGAAUGAUCACUAUUCUAUAGUUGGCUCGAUUCCGCCAUAAAUACGCUUAAUAUUUUUUAAGGGGUUGCGUAUAGGCAAUUUUGAAGAGAUUUUUGGACCAAUUUAAAAUUUAUAAUUUUAAAAAUAAUUGAAUAACAGUAGUUAGUAAAGUUUUAUCAUAGUUUUAUCCACCGUAUUUAUUUCACUAUUAUUGAGAUCCAACAAAUUUUACGAAUUUAAAGUUUAGGGGGAUUGGAAAAAGUGAUUUUGUGUCUUUGUCUUAUACACGUGCAACAUAGAAUUUAGACGUGUUCUGUUUUCAUCGUACCGAUUGGUCUAGUAAAGCGAUAAGAAUUUUGAAAACAGAUUUGAAUUUACCAUCAAGUCUGCUUGAAAUUGACUUUUCUACUUUUUUAAAUUUAAUCGUCUUAAAUUCUGAAAAACCCAUAAUAUGAAGAAGUAAUAAAAAAAUAGAAUAUUUUAACUUUUUCAGAAAUGUAUAUUUGCAUAUUUGCAUAAUGACGUAGGUAGCAUUAUACAUUUCUUGACUAAACUAUUAAGCUAUAAUAAUCCUACCAGCUCCUCUCCUGCCCUCCAGGAUAUCUUUUCUGCAAUAUGUCCCUUCUCAUCUGCUAUGCUUUUAUUAUUUGUUCCCUUUCAUACCACUUAAAUCCGUGUCCGUAUGCUAAACGAUUUAUACGCCGAUACGUCUCGGAAACAAGUUUAUGCAUGUAGUCGUAGUAAUCGGGUACAGGUAGAUUUUCUUAUGAACAUACGAGUAUAACCUCUGAUUAUCGUAUUUUUCUCUCUCUCGUUUUAUAGCUAGCCGCUCUCCAAGCCCCGUUCUAUUUGAACACGUUGGACAUGAAUCUGAUGACCAAAAGGAUUUUAAACGGAUUUUACCCGCCCAUACCGUCCGACGUUUACUCCGUCAAGGUGAGUACUUAUACUACACUUUACGAGUAUAUAAUCCUGGAGUAAAAAAUACAUACUUAUAAUUUUAUUUCACAUAAACCUCUACGUCAGUGGUUUCCAACCUUUUUAUAUCUGCGUACCAUUUGUGCAUUUUGAAUUUUUUCACGUAGGUACUACUGCACCCAAUAAUUUUUUGUUCUCAACUAAUUUUUAAAUUUGUUACUCGUACGUCAUAUAUCUACUCUUAUUUAUGGACUACGAUUCGUAAUGAGGCGUCUAAUUUUGUUUCGAUUAGAGUUUAAACAAUUAUUUUCUCAUAUUAUACUAUAAUAUAGUAGUCCGCUCUAAUCCCAAACUGGAAUUUUGACAUUCUUCUUGGGUCGAUCGUUUAUACAAUUUAACGGGUUAUUUGGAAAAGGGAACAUCUCUAGAAAUUCAAAUUUUACAGGAGAGACAAAAAGUCAUAACCAUAUCUGGUAGAUGUUCCCUUUUCGAAAUCAACGAAAAAAGACACAUAUUAUACUAUUACUAGGUAUAUGAAGUGAGUUUAGAUACAAAUAAUACAUUUUUGUAAAAAUCAAAAAAUGUCAAAAUAUUAGACAUGUUCCCUUUUCCAAAUACCUAAUCCAUUCAGUUAGAUAUUGAGUUUUGAAAUACCUUUUUUCUUCUUCGUUAAUUAGCUAAGAAAAAUGCGAUAUACUACACAAACAUUUGAAAUAAUAUACCUUCUCUCAAUACCUGUAGUAAGUAAUAUUCCUUUAAAUGUAUUUAAAUAAUAAAAAAAAUUGAUUAAAAAAUAACACGCGAUACUUUUCGAAUCUUUAUCAAAGCUACAUUGGAUACUGUAGAUUAUUGGUAGGUACGUACCGCGUAAAAUUAAAACUCCAGUACAGAACAAUUAUUGUUGUUCCGGUGAAAGAAUUUCUCCGUUUGAUCUAAAUGGCAGUAGAAAUUUGUGGACCAUAAUCACUGUAUAUGUGAAUAAUUGCAGAUGUAUAUACACUUUUAUCUGGUAUCAUGGCAAUUUUUAUUUUUUGUUUUCACACCCAUAAGCAGAUAACGAAAUUCGUCGACAGCUGCAUAAUAGUUGACCGCCGGUUCAGACCGAACAUUUCGCAGAUCCUGAGACAAGCUCGAAGAGGACUAGCCGAAUCCCACAAGUCUGAGUCCUCACCAUAAAUGUCACUAUACAUUUUUUUUUUUUUUUCAAAAUUUAAUAUUACCUACCAAAUAUCCAUGUGAUUUCUCAUCCACCAUUGUAAAUAUAGGAUAUGUACAAGAAAAAAAAGUAGACCGUCAUCAAAUAAAUAGUCAUGUUUUUUUAUUAGAAUCGGAUCAUACAGUGAAUAAAAUAUUGUGGUUCAUGAAUCUCAAAAACAAUAUGAAUUGUUCAACACUAUUAUUUUUAUGUUGUACAAUCAUAAACGAAUUAAAAUCAAUAUAUAUUGUAUAUAUUUUAUUUAUUUCAUUUUUAUACAGUAUUAUUUUCAUAUUUAGGGCUUAAGAAUACAUGUACAACAACGAUUGAUUGAUGAUAUUUUUUCCAUACAUAAAUUAUAUAUCAUAUACAUAUAUUGUAUUGUGUAUUUAUAUAAUUGCAUGUACAAUUUACAUGUUUUUAUUUAUUCUUUUUACACAAUCAAGAGAAAUGAAAACUGUUUCUAAAAUUUGUUUUUAUAAGCAUUUUGUAACAUUAUUAUUCUUAUAUAUAUAUAUAUAUAUAUAUACUUUGUUAUAAUAUAAUAUACUCAACAUAAAAUAUAAUAAUUAUUAGGUAUAUACUAUUAUAAAUAGAAACAAAUUUUAGUCCUAAAAAAUUGAUUAUUAAUUAGAAAAAAAUUGUUCUUUAUUAUACAUACUAAAAUAGGUAUGGUAUUACAUCAACGAAAAAUGUAUUAUUAUAAUAUUGGAGCCAUUUGUUUUUUGUUUACCUACAUAAAACUAAGUUUUAUACAUUAUAUACUUGUACAAUUUGUACAGACACAUAUAUUAUGUUAACAAUAUAAUAUAUCUAAUAAUGUAAAAAUACUUAAAUAUUAAAUGGUGUUAUACAACGUCUAAAUGAUAAGAAAAAAAAAUAGACUAUAUCGUACAUUAUAAUAAUUACAUACCUAUAAUUAUAUUCAAGACCACAUUUGUCAAAAAUCUUAAAUCAAAAAUAAAAUUAUUUUCAAAUAAUUUGUUUCAUAUACCUAUGUAAUUAUAUAUGAUUUAUAACAAAAAUAAUAUAGCAUUAAUUACUAAAAUAUAAUAUUCAUAAGUUGUUGCAGGUAGAAAAUGUUUACAGGUAAUGGGUACAGAGUAAUUUUGAAAUUGGCAUUACCUGGUUUUAGACACCGGGUAAUUUUUAUAUUAAACUAUAUUAUGUUACAAAUAGGUACUAAUAUAAUAACCUUGUAAAAAAUGUAUAUUAUUAUGUUAUAAAAAAAUAGCAUUUAAUUAACAACUCAUGAUAUUAUUAUGAAUCAGUACUUAUAACUAAGAGUUUUAAGCCCCAUCUAAAAUAAAAUCUUUAAUAAUUUUCAACAGUAUUAAAUAUUUAAAUGUGGGUAAUGUUAUGGUUUCUAAAAAAAUAAUAUUUGCAUUUUAUAAGUGCCUUGAAUAUAAUAAAAUGUACACCGCACUAUCUAUGGAAAAUAAUAAUUCAUUAUAUAAGCUGAUACUGUUUUAGGAGUUUAUAGGUAACAAGCAAGCAUUGAUUGUUAUAUAAAAUAAUUGGCUGUUGAUUUUACUUUGAGAAUUGUUAAUUUUUUUCAAACAAGGCACUCACCAGAUAAUAAUUCUGUUAGCUGGGUACAGAGUAUCUAAAGAAAAAAAAAAACACCCAGGUAUGCCAAGUCCUAACUGAUUACCUGUGACAACUUGUAUAUACAAAUAUAUACUCAUAUAAAUAUAAUCUCUUAAUUGGUUUUUUUUUUAAAAAUAAAUUUCCCAUACAGAAAAGAUAACUUAUUAUUUUAUGUAGCUACUGCAUAUUAUACAAACAUAACCAUUUGAUGGUAUUAACAUAAUAUUACUAUUAUUAUUAUUAUUCUAUAUAUUUUCUAUUAACUAAAAUAAUAAUUAAAAAAAAAAAAUUAUAUAAUAUUAUUUCAACAUUAAUAUAAUAUUGUGAUAUACCUAUUUAGUUUGGUUUUUCAUUAUUUUUUUCAAUAUAAUAUGUUACUGGUAAAUUUUGAAAAUUUCUAUUAAAAAUAUCUAUUAUUUUACUAAAAAAAUAAAUGUAAGUAAUUAAUUUAAUAGGAUUUCAUUUAUAUCACAUCAUUUUUGGUUUUACAUCCCACGAAAACAGUAUUUUGUCUAUUAAAAAGCAGAAAACAGUACAAUAUAUUAUUAUUUAAUAAUUAAAAUAUGUUUCAUAAUAAUUAUAAAAAAUUUCCCUGGCUGUUCCAACAUCAAAUUGAUUAUUGCCAUCACUUAGAAUUAUUUUACAGUAACAUAUUACAGUUACCCCAUUAAAUAACAACUUAUUAUUAUGUAUUAUUUACGAUCACCCUCCAAAUAUGUACUUUGAAUGUUAAUUUAUUGCUGCUUUUACAUUAAAAAUAAUAUCAAUAAUAAUAAAUAGUAAUGUAUAAUAAUUAUAUUUCAAAAAUAAUAUAUAUGAGAAAAAAAUAAUGUGAAAUGCAAUAUUGUAUAAUUGUUAAUUUGUGUGUGGAAAUGUACAAAGACAUAUUACGCUGAAACUGAUUUCGCAAGACUUUUAACACAAUUAUAGCAACCCCAUAAAUCUACAUACAGGUUUUUUUAAAUUUUUUAAAACAAAAUUUAAAUCAAAAUAAAUUGUAAAUUACAUUACAUAAAAUAGUAUGAUAAUAUACUAUAAUAUAUAUAUAUAUAUAAUAUAUAUAUAUAUAUACAUAAUAUUGUUGAUACCAACUUAUUAAACAAUUUACUACACUGUAUAUCGUAUAUUUAUAUGCAUAUAAAUAUUUUUUUAAAGUUGUUAUUUUGACAGAAGCAUAGGUGGGACUUAGAAAUGCCAAAUUUUAAGAAAUUUGUUAAUCAAAAUAACAUAAUAUUUAGCAAGUAUUGUUCUUAUUAAAAGCAAUCUGUCAUUUCAGCAAUAAUUUAUUAGUAACAUAAUGAUUAUUUAUUGAAUAAGGGAGACCAUUUAUACAAAUAAUAUUAUAAUUACAUUUAUAUUUAUAAAAAAAAUGCAGUUAAAAAAAAAUAAUAAAGAUCUGUCACAUAUACAUGCAAAUGAACCUUCAUUUAUAUUAUAUUAUACAUAAUUAUUAUGAUGAUCUAGAACAUAGUAUAAUUAUCUGGGAUUUUACUAUUACAGUAACAAUAAGCAUAUAAAUAUAAUCUAAAUUCAUUGAAAUACUUUCUUUCCAAAAAUAUAUAGAUCAUCAGUCUGGAUAGGGCAAGGGAGAAGAUUGUCACAAAUAAUAUUAUCACAACAUAUAUAUGUGUGUGUAUAUAUCACAUAUAAUUCUGGACAUUAAAAACAUACAUAUAUAUUAAUGUGAUAUUAUUAUAAUAUAAAAGUAGUAGGUAAUAUUUAGUCAAGGCAGUAAUGUAGUGAAAUAAUUUUUCAUUGCAAAAGAUACAUAUAUUACCAAAGUAGUAUAGUAAUAUGGAAAUUAUAGAAUGCUCCCCCUCCCGUUUUUUUUAUACAUAUGUCUCAAUAUAAUUCUGAACAGAAUUUUAAGCCAAUAUUUAAUUUAAAUGAGGGCAGGGAAACUAAAACGAAUGGGUGUUCAAAAGCUGAAGUUACCUCUGAUGAGCAUUAUUAUUACUAUUAUAAAAAAGUUAUGCAUGGUUGUUUAAUAAAGCAACUUUGUGAGAGACAACAAACCAAUAGUAUUAAUCAUUUAUUAACAUUACGGAAUUGUAUUAAUAUUUUUACAUCAGAGGUAAGUACAUGUUAGUAUAUUUUAAUUUAAUAUUAAUAAUAUUAUAAUAAAAUAUGUUAAUGGUUUAGGCAAACCAUAUAACUAUGUAUAUAUAUAUAUAUAUUUUUUUUUUUUUAAAAAAAGAACAUUUAAUCAGUAAAACUCAUAUUUAAAUAUUACAUUGAUAUACUUGUUGAUUAAUUUUUAUGUACUUAUAUAAAUAUUAUUUUUUUGUUUUUGUUUUUAUAUAUUUAUUCU